Messenger RNA from Aspergillus melleus, 1857 nucleotides. Its product is annotated as nonhemolytic phospholipases C family protein. The transcript is spliced from 8 exons. Gene Ontology annotation, molecular function: hydrolase activity, acting on ester bonds. The coding region runs from base 1 to 1857 and encodes 618 amino acids. NCBI's taxonomy places the organism in Eukaryota, Fungi, Ascomycota, Eurotiomycetes, Eurotiales, Aspergillaceae. The record is from RefSeq and is a predicted model, not a curated record.
AUGUCGAUGCUACUAGGCGCCUUAGUCCUGCUUCUCGGGAGCGGACCGGUGAGCGCCGAUACUUUGAAGGACGUUGAGCAUGUGGUCAUCUUCAUGCAGGAGAACCGACCAUUCAAUAAUUAUUUCGGUACCAUGGCUGGAGUCCGAGGUUUCAAUGACCCGAACGUACAGGCCAAUGACGAUGGUAUACCUGUUUGGUACCAAAAGGUGGACCCCGAUAUGUCCACGGAGGCGAAAACACUGUUGCCAUGGUACCUUGGGUACAAGGGCGGAUAUUGGGCCGAUGCCAUUCAGUGCUUAGUAGCCGGGAGUAACGGCUACGAAGAGAACCAGGCGUCCUUGAACCAUGAUUUGAACGACAAUUGGGCGCGGAAUAACACUCCUUGGAGCUGGGGCUAUCUCAAACGGAAUGAUGUGCCUGUUCAGUUUGCCAUUGCCGAGGGUUGGACCACGGGUGAUAUGUAUCAGGAAUCUCAAGUGACUUCUACCAACCCCAAUCGAGUCACUUUGGUCAGCGGUUCCGUCAAUGUGCCGGGCGGUCCUCAAACGCCAGACCAGGGCGGGGUUUAUCUUGACAAUAACGAAACUCCCGGUUGCGAUAGCCGUAAGAUCAACUGCUACCCUCUUAGGUGGAAGACAAUUUUCGACAUAUACGAAAAAGAAGGUGUCUCGUGGCAGGUAUACCAAGAAACCGACAACUUCGAUGAUAAUCCUCUGGCCUGGUUUGAACAGUUCCAAAACGCGUCCGAGACCUCUCCUCUAGCCAAAAAGGGGUUGGCAACAUUAGGACUUGAGGCAUUCUACAAGGCCGCUGCUAACGGGACUCUCCCAGAGGUUAGUUUUGUCAUCGGCCCGGCAGAAUUGUCAGAGCAUCCGCCAUACAUGCCGAUAGAGGGCGCGUGGCUUCAGAAGCAGGUUGUGGAUGCAGUGGUGAAGAGCCCCAAGUAUUCAUCCACGUUGUUGAUGAUUAGCUAUGACGAAUCCGGUGGCUUUGGAGACCAUGUUGUGCCGUUUCACUCUCCCGAGGAUACUCCAGGCGAGUGGAUGGAGGAUCCAUAUGGGAAGUUCGGAAAGAUCUACGUCGGACCUGGCGUCCGGGUUCCGUUUUACAUGGUGUCGCCGUGGACUCGUGGCAAUCGAGUCUUCACCGAACGAGCCGACCAUAACUCCCAAAUCCUCUUCCUCGAGGCAUGGCUGACGGCCAGGGGAUACAAGAACAUCCGCACGGAUGAAAUGGUUCACUGGCGUCGGGAGCACAUGUCCGAUCUUGUCAACGCAUUGGAUCUGAACCAUCCCGAUACUAGUAUCCCGAACCUCCCUGACGUGAAAAAGCCUCCCACGCUUCUUGGAAAAUACGUGGGUACAGCCAAAUGUGUGGCCGCACACCCUGUUCAGCGUCCUCCGGUGCCUUAUGGAAAGCAGGGAAACAUCAGCGAAUCCCUGUGGUUCGAGGACGGAUACAAGGAAUGUGUAGGAUACCUGACCGAAGGCCGGUAUCUGGUAUUUGAGAGAUUCGGACAAGCCCUCACCAACGCAGGCAAUGCCAGUCGGAUCAGUAUCAGUCGUGCUCAUCCCGAACACCGAGAAAAGAGCCAACGCUGGGUGAUUCACCACGCUGGCAACGAGGAAAGUCAACUUUUCCACGUCUCCAGCGCCCUCGAUGGGAAAUGGUUAGGGUCGCAUGGAGCGUUGCUAGCAUCCGAUCAACGCGAGAAGGCAGCCGACAUCACAAUCACAUUCCUUGGGAAUGGAAAGGGGUAUACUCUGCAGUAUGCGGAUUCCACGUUCGUUGAGGGCGCGCCCCAAGUCGACGAGGCCGGGAAAGGGUAUCGGGUGUGGAGCGUGACGUAUCACUAA